AUGGACUGGAGAUUGCUUAAAGCUGCAGCUAAAGGGGACACUAAUCUUCUUGAUCUUACCAAAUUUCAUCAAUCAGAUUUCGACAAGGUAACACCACAGAACAACAAUGUUCUUCACAUUGCAGUUAAACAUGAGAGCCAAGAUUUCGUUGCAGCCAUACUCGAUCUUUGUCCAUCACUCUUACUUAGAGCAAACAACAAUGGAGACACACCUCUACACGUUGCAGCUAGUGUUGGUUACUUUAAAAUUUUAAAACUUCUUGUGAAUUCAGCCAAUCAAGUAACUUCAGAUGUCGAAAACCGGAGUAUAAUCGACACGCGGAAGCAGCUAUUGAGGACUACUAAUAAGCAGAACGAUACAGUUUUAAAUGUGGCAUUAAAGAACGGACAUGUUGAUGUUGCUAAGUUCCUAGUUGAAGAAGACAUAGGAUUGCUAGAUGUAGCCAAUACCAACAACAAUGUAUUGUCUCCAUUGUACUUAGCUGUCGAAAGAGGGCUUUACGACAUUGCUGAUCACAUUUUGGAAACAUUUCCUUCGGUUUCCGGUAAAGGGCCUAAAGAUAUGAAUGCUCUGCACGCCGCUGUGGAUUCGGACAUUGUCAGUACUGAUUUCUUGAGAAAAUUGAUAGAGAAAAAGCCGGAAAUGAUCAAAGAAGUCGAUACUAACGGAUGGACACCUCUUCAUUAUUCGGUAUGGCUAGGAAAAAUGGAGAUAACUCGACUCAUUCUUCGACAAGAUAACUCGGCUGCUUAUAUAUCCGAUAAGGAAGGACAGUCUCCGCUUCAUCUUGCUGCGUCUUGUGGUCAAAUCGAUGCGUAUAGAGAGCUUAUUAGUAGCUGUCCUUAUGUUUGGGAAAUAGUUGAUGGUAAAGGUAGAACAUCUCUUCACUCUGCAGUCAUAUCAGGACAAAGAGGAAUCAUUCACUGUGUUGUAGAAAUGCCUGAGAUUUGUCUUUAUCUGCUGAACGAAAGCGAUGCAGAAGGAAACACUCCUCUCCAUCUAUCGGUUAUUUACAAACGCUACGCGAUCUUGCUGCUUCUUUUGCGUAACAAGCGAGUGGAUAAGCGUGUUAUGAACCAUAACCACUUUACAGCUGCUGAACUCUUCUACUCACAGAAGCUAGAGCUUGGUUUCAAGGUUGCAAUGGCAUACUAUGCACUGCAAAGAUUUUACAAACAACCGUCACAGAGAGAGAACAUAGAGACAAAGAAGAAGCAAGAAAAGGCAGAUCUUGUAGAAAGCAAUGCAAUAAACUACGGUGCAAUGUACGAGGUACAUCUUCUAGUCGCGGUUCUUGUCGCAACUGUAGCAUUUGCUGCGGCAUUUCAACUACCCGGAGGUUACAAACCCGACGGUACACCUGCAUUGAUGGAAGAAACAGCUUUCAAAUGUUUCUUGGUGUUUGAUACAAUCGCCUUUUGCUUCUCCGUAACCACAGUCUACUUCUUGUUCUACGCAUCAAGAGACGGAUUCCGUGCACGCUCUGCUUUCCUCUACAUGUCUGCUCUGUUAAUGGUUGUAUCGCUAAUCGCAAUGGUCUCUGCGUUUGUAUCAGGGAUGUAUCUGAUUUCGUCCAAGUCGAGGGAAUUAGCCAUUGUGCCUUUCUUGAUGGUUGGAUUCUUCACGUUGCACGGUUUCAUCUACUGGUUCCUUGAUCCACGAGGUAGCUACGUCCUUGGCCUCGAACGACCUCGCCGGUUUUUGAGGAAAUUAGUCUUUCGGAACUCAUUGUUACAUGGUUUGGUAAGUGAGUGA
Molecule: messenger RNA, 1755 nt
Organism: Arabis nemorensis
Lineage: Eukaryota; Viridiplantae; Streptophyta; Magnoliopsida; Brassicales; Brassicaceae
Source: the annotation of a GenBank genome assembly